AUGGCCGAACUGAAGCUGAAGGUGACCAACCGGUCCCGCAAGGGCCUUAAGGGUCUGCCCCCGACCCUCGAGCUGCCGAACGAUGCCACCAUCGAGCAGGCGAAGAAAGUCGUCGCCCGCGCCACCAGAUACUCCGACUUCAACCAAAUCGGCAUCUUCGACCCGGUCGCCAAAAAGACCAUCAAGGACAGAAAUGCCCUGGUCCGCGACCAGGAGGUCAUCAUGAAGCACGGCGAGUUUCUCGUCAAGGACCUCGGGCCUCAGAUCUCCUGGCGAGCCGUCUACGUCACCGAAUACGUCGGGCCGCUGCUCUUCCACCUGCUCUUCGUCAGUGUGCGCAAUACCCUCUACCCGGCCGUAUACCCAUACAUCAAGUCCCUCGUGCCGGCACCCGCCUCCACCGACGGCGCUCUCUCGUUCACGCAAAAGACGGCCUUCGCUAUGAUCAUGGCGCACUUCAUCAAGCGCGAGCUCGAGGUCUCAUUCGUGCACAAGUUCUCGGCCAAUACGAUGCCGGCGGCCUACAUCGUGCGCAACUCCUUCUUCUACUGGGUGGCCGCAGGCCUGUUGGGCGCCCUCGAGAUCUACGCGCCCUUCUCGCCUGCCGCGCUGGCCCGCACCCGCGCCAUCGACUACCUGGGCCUCGCGCUGUACUUUUUUGGCCAGUACGGCACCGCCCGCGUCCACUGGUACCUGGCCUCGCUGCGCAAGCCCGGCGAGACGGCCCGCAAGAUCCCGCGCGGCAACGGCUUCGAGCUCGUCACGUGCCCCAACUACAUGUUCGAGGUGAUCGCCUGGAUCGGCAUCAUCCUCGUCACGCGCAGCCCCACACUCGUCGUGUUCAUCGCUAUUGGCAUCUACUACAUGUAUAUCUGGGGUGUCGGCAAGGAGAAGGCGUACCGCAAGGAGUUCGGCGACAAGUACAAGAAGAAGCGCUACGUCAUGCUGCCUGGUCUGCUCUAG
Anthostomella pinea is the source of this 963-nucleotide messenger RNA. The record is from the annotation of a GenBank genome assembly. Lineage: Eukaryota; Fungi; Ascomycota; Sordariomycetes; Xylariales; Xylariaceae.